AUGUCCAAUCCCCAAACUCUCCACUUCGACACGCUACAGUUGCACGCCGGCCACGAGCCCGACGCGGCCACAAACUCCCGCGCUGUCCCAAUCUACGCGACCAGCUCGUAUGUCUUCAAUGACUCCGCCCAUGGCGCUCGGCUCUUUGGCCUCAAGGAGUUCGGCAAUAUCUACAGCCGGAUCAUGAACCCGACAGUAGAUGUCUUUGAAAAGCGAAUUGCAGCUCUGGAGGGUGGUGUCGCCGCCGUUGCUGCCUCCUCCGGCCAGGCAGCCCAAUUCAUGGCCAUUUCCGCCCUAGCUCAUGCUGGCGACAACAUUGUCUCUACUAGCAACCUGUACGGUGGCACGUAUAACCAAUUCAAGGUUAUGUUCCCGCGCCUUGGUAUCAAUACCAAGUUUGUCCAAGGUGAUAAGCCUGAGGAUAUUGCUGCUGCGAUUGAUGACCGCACGAAGGCUGUCUUCCUUGAGAGUAUUGGAAACCCGCGUUAUAAUGUUCCUGAUCUUGAAGCUAUUGCCAAGGUUGCACACGAAAAGGGUGUUCCCGUUGUGGUGGACAACACCUUCGGCGCAGGCGGCUACUUCAUCCGCCCAAUUGACCACGGCGCCGACAUCGUCGUGCACAGCGCAACGAAGUGGAUCGGCGGUCACGGUACCACCAUCGCCGGCGUGGUAAUCGAUAGCGGUAAGUUCGACUGGGGCAAGAACGGCGCCAGAUUCCCGCAGUUCAUCGAGCCCUCAGAGGGCUACCAUGGGCUGAAAUUCUGGGAGACAUUUGGCUCUGUCGCCUAUGCUAUCCGAGUGCGCGUCGAGAUCCUACGGGAUCUUGGAUCAGCCCUGAACCCGUUCGCAGCGCAGCAACUCAUUCUGGGUCUGGAGACUCUUAGUUUGCGGUGUGAGCGUCAUGCCAGCAAUGCGACUGCCCUGGCUAAAUGGCUUCAAAAGAAUGAGAAUGUUAGCUGGGUUUCGUAUCCUGGGUUGGAAAGUCAUCCCAACCAUGAUCUUGCGAAGAAGUAUCUGAAGCGUGGAUUUGGUGGUGUCUUAUCUGUUGGUAUUAAAGGUGGUGCGGCUGCUGGUGCGCAGGUCGUUGAUAACUUCAAGCUGAUUUCAAACCUUGCCAAUGUUGGUGAUUCCAAGACCCUUGCUAUUCACCCCUGGUCUACGACCCACGAGCAGCUCUCAGAGCAGGAACGUCGUGAUUCCGGUGUUACCGAGGAUGGAAUCCGUAUCUCGGUUGGCACAGAGUACAUUGACGAUAUCAUUGCCGACUUUGAACAGUCAUUCCGCGCUUCGAAGGCUCUGCCGGAUCGAACCGCGUGA
This is a messenger RNA of Penicillium canescens, 1317 nucleotides long. RefSeq names its product O-acetylhomoserine aminocarboxypropyltransferase/cysteine synthase family protein. Gene Ontology annotation, biological process: transsulfuration. The record is from RefSeq and is a predicted model, not a curated record. NCBI's taxonomy places the organism in Eukaryota, Fungi, Ascomycota, Eurotiomycetes, Eurotiales, Aspergillaceae. The transcript has 4 exons. Bases 1 to 1317 code for a protein of 438 amino acids. Gene Ontology annotation, molecular function: transferase activity, transferring alkyl or aryl (other than methyl) groups; pyridoxal phosphate binding.